AGAUAAAGUAGUGGCCGAUCACCCGUCCAGGCGCAGGUUGUCCUCACGGUGGCAGUCUCCUCGCGGCAACGACAACGACAUGGCCCGCGCCCUCGCCCUGAUCCUCUGCGCCGUCGUCGCCUCCGCAGCCGCCCUCAGCAACCAUGGCGCAGCCCAGGUGGAUGAGCUGUCUGUCUCCCACUCGCACGUUGUGGCGGCCGUGGAGCAGGUGGCGCAAGAACUGGAGACCGAACUCAUUGCACUGAUCGCCGAGGCCGAGCGCCACCACAGCCGGCUGACCGCCGUCAAGGGAAUCGACAACGGACAGUGCAUCGAGACCGCCUUCCACGACGCCCUCAUCGUGGCCUCCAGGAUCCUGGACCUCAUCGACUCCGUGAACCAAAUCGCCAACGCCCUCCUGAGCGAGCUGGGCAAGUGCAAGGGCAACGUCAUCACCUCCCUGCCAUGCCGCCUCAAGGUGCUCUCGGGCGCCCUGAAGAAAGUCAGGGAGCUGAACGGCAAGGGCAAGGAGCUUCUGCUUGAGCUGAAGAGGAUCGUCCGGGACUUCAAGAAAAACUGUAUUCCCUCCAAGCCCACCCCUGCCCCCACCCCUGCCCCCACCGCCGCCCCCACCGCCGCCCCGACCGCCGCCCCCACCCAGGCCCCCACCGAGGGACCCACGGAGGGACCCACCGCUGGUCCCACCGAGGGACCCACCGCUGGUCCCACCGACGGUCCCACUGAGGGCCCCACCGCUGGUCCCACCGAGGGUCCCACCGACGGCCCCACUGAGGGUCCCACCGCUGGUCCGACCGAGGGUCCCACCGGAGGCCCCACCGAAGGCCCCACCGCCGGACCCUCCGAGGCACCAGCCCGCCUCUACUAGAGGCGACGGAGUGGUGACGGAAGAGACCGCCGAACCGACCACCAACACCACGACCACCACGGUGACCACGGCCAUUUGCAAAUAAAUGUCGUCCUCUCGAGA
Messenger RNA from Thrips palmi, 967 nucleotides. RefSeq lists its product as uncharacterized. The transcript is spliced from 3 exons. NCBI's taxonomy places the organism in Eukaryota, Metazoa, Arthropoda, Insecta, Thysanoptera, Thripidae. The coding region runs from base 80 to 865 and encodes 261 amino acids. The record is from RefSeq and is a predicted model, not a curated record.